This is a messenger RNA of Anopheles coustani, 865 nucleotides long. RefSeq names its product DNA-directed RNA polymerases I, II, and III subunit RPABC3 (gene Rpb8). Bases 215 to 667 code for a protein of 150 amino acids. Lineage: Eukaryota; Metazoa; Arthropoda; Insecta; Diptera; Culicidae. The record is from RefSeq and is a predicted model, not a curated record. Gene Ontology annotation, molecular function: DNA-directed RNA polymerase activity. The transcript is spliced from 2 exons. Gene Ontology annotation, cellular component: RNA polymerase III complex; RNA polymerase II, core complex; RNA polymerase I complex. Gene Ontology annotation, biological process: DNA-templated transcription.
UGGCAUGUUUCCAAGCGGAAACGUCGAAAUAAAGACGCGCCGGUAAACAAACGAGUCAAGCGAUAAUCGCUAGUUUCGCAUGCUGUGUUACCAAAACGAACGCUUAUAAGUGUUUUCAACGGACUGCACGUGCCGCCUUUUUCCAUAUCAUCAGCUUCAGAAAGCUACAGAAGUAUACCCCAAUUCUUCGACAUUAGUGUGCAUACAGUAAGCAAUGUCGGGCAUAUUAUUUGAGGACAUUUUCAACGUGAAAGAUAUGGACCCGGAAGGCAAAAAAUUUGAUCGAGUCAGUCGGUUGCAUUGCGAAUCAGAGUCGUUCAAAAUGGAUCUUAUAUUAGACAUCAAUUCGUGGUUGUAUCCGAUGGAACUGGGAGACAAAUUCCGCCUUGUUCUGGCCACAACGUUACACGAGGACGGUACAGCAGCGAGUAUGGAAUAUAACGCUGCGGAAAUCGAAGGAUCUCGGGCUGAUAGCUUCGAAUACGUGAUGUUCGGGAAAGUUUACAGGAUCGAGGGAGAUGAUUCACAGACGGAAUCUUCCAACCGGCUAUCCGCAUACGUUUCCUUUGGUGGUCUGUUAAUGAGGCUACAAGGUGAUGCAAACAAUUUACAUGGGUUCGAAAUCGAUCAAAAUAUGUUUUUGUUAAUGAAAAAGUUGGCAUUUUAAGCUCCCUAUCAUGAAACGUACACAAUGGAUUUGUGUGAAAUACAAACAUAUUUCGUUAUUGAUCGCACGCUUUUUUACUCUUAUUUUAUGAUGGCAAAUACUAUUCAAAAUUAACAGUUAUUAAUAAAAUAACUAAGAGAAUGAACUAGAGGGUAAUACUAUAUAUGGUAUGUCGAACAAAUAUGUACACUUUUAGAU